Brassica napus (rape) is the source of this 840-nucleotide messenger RNA. RefSeq lists its product as uncharacterized. The transcript has 3 exons. The record is from RefSeq and is a predicted model, not a curated record. Lineage: Eukaryota; Viridiplantae; Streptophyta; Magnoliopsida; Brassicales; Brassicaceae. The coding region runs from base 77 to 628 and encodes 183 amino acids.
AUCUGGAGGACGUGAACUGUUAGCAGAUAUUUAUAUUAGGCUGAUACUUUGAAUCGGGAAUGAAAGUUUAGACCUGAUGACUCAUGUCAGGUUGGAAGAAAGAUAUCGGUUGCAACUGAAGAAAGUGACGGAUUUUGAAAGCUUCCUGCUGCAACUGAUGCAAGAAACAAAGGACCAUCCAUUUUAUUUGAGGACACCAACAAUCUGGGCCUUGCAAAGAAAACCAGUUUCCUAUGUCUUGGGGAGGACAAAAAUGCUAACCUUAGUUGAGUCUAUCCUGAAACAACAUAAGAGCACUAAAGUAUGUUUGAAGAAUGAGUGUUACCUGCUCAUUGGAGUUGGAGAUGAACGUGUGGAGGUCUCAUAUUGCCCGAGCUCUUUCUUUUUAUCCCUUCCAUGGUAUCAACUCUCUGCUGCUUCAACUUCAAAGCUGCAUGGAGGAUGGUGUUAUCGAAGUAAAAAUGGGAAACGUGUACCAUAUACAUGUUUAUUUAUUAAAAGUUUCAGAACCAUACCUCCCAAUAUUUUUGGAGGAACCGUAGGACCACCAUUACAGACUUGGAUUCGACUUGGAUUGACAACCCACCUGAUCCCAGCGGCGCGGGCGGCGGAAGCACCGUACCAGUGAUGGAAUUAUGUCAAACUUUCCAUGUAAAGUCACAACCCCUGCAACUCCGGCUCCAGUUCCGCAAUUAUUCCCAUGAACCGUCACCGGCUGACGGAGAACGACGUUAGCCACCAUGCCGUUACUACUGAGCACAGAGACACCUCUCCCUCUCCGGCGAGCGUAAGUGUUGACGCUCUCAAUUAUGUCGGCUCCAGAUGAGACUUCAAGAACAU